AUGUCUGGAAAUCGACUUGUUCUCGUCACUGGUGUCAAUGGCUUUAUCGCUGCUCGCACAGUGGAGGCAUUUCUAAAGGCGGGCUACGCCGUGCGUGGAACAACAAGGACUAGGUCUUCGGCAAACGGACUUCUUGAAAGUUUGCCAGAGUACGCCGACAAGAUCGAGAUCGUGGAGUUGCCCGACAUUACGGUAGACGGCGCAUUUGACAAGGCAGUGCAAGGUGUUGAUUACAUUGCUCAUCUAGCUGCCCCGGUCUCUCAGUAUUUCAAAGAUCCGGCUCCCGUCAUGCACGGUGCCGUGAAUGGAGUUACCCAACUUCUACAAUCGGCUUACCGUGAACCGAGCGUCAAGAGUUUCGUGUUUAUGUCCUCUAUAUUAGCAAUUCUGACAUCCCAAAGACCUCACCGUUUCACUGAGGAGGACUGGAAUACUGAAUCUGAAGAAAUAGUUACCGCGAAAGGUAAGGAAGCGCCUAGUCUAGCGAUCUAUGCUGCUAGCAAGACCGCUGCUGAAAAGGCGUUCUGGAAGUUUCGCGAUGAUAAAAAACCUCACUUCACAAUGACAACAGUUAAUCCAACGUACGUUGGCGGACCCCCUCUAGUUCUUCCACCUACUCCAGAUCAACUCGGUCAGACGGUAGAAUUUGUCUGGCAUGUGUUUUCUGGAAGACCGUUCGACAAAUGCGGCGUUCCAGGAGCAUUUUACGCUUAUGUGGAUGUCCGAGACGUUGCUCGUCUUGUGGUCUUCGGUAUCGACCAUCCUGAGAAGGCAGACUCCGAACGAUUUAUCGCCGCCAAUGUAUUUGCGCCCCUACAAGCAACCGCGGACAUUUUGCGAGCUGCGUAUCCUGAGCGGAGGCGCAUCAUUCAAGAGGGUAAUCCUGGGGAGGGUUAUUUUCCUGACUAUCGCUUCCCAGACGAUGUGAUAUUUGAUGGUAGUAAGGCAGUUAGGGCUACUGGUCAAAGUUAUAUUCCGUGGGAGACAACCGUUCUAGACACAGCUAAGGCUUUUGAGAAAUAUCUGUAA
This is a messenger RNA of Trichoderma gamsii, 1029 nucleotides long. RefSeq lists its product as hypothetical. Gene Ontology annotation, molecular function: oxidoreductase activity, acting on the CH-OH group of donors, NAD or NADP as acceptor. Bases 1 to 1029 code for a protein of 342 amino acids. The record is from RefSeq and is a predicted model, not a curated record. Lineage: Eukaryota; Fungi; Ascomycota; Sordariomycetes; Hypocreales; Hypocreaceae. The transcript is spliced from 3 exons.